Messenger RNA from Notothenia coriiceps (black rockcod), 1013 nucleotides. RefSeq names its product multidrug resistance-associated protein 4-like. The transcript is spliced from 7 exons. NCBI's taxonomy places the organism in Eukaryota, Metazoa, Chordata, Actinopteri, Perciformes, Nototheniidae. The record is from RefSeq and is a predicted model, not a curated record. Bases 91 to 897 code for a protein of 268 amino acids. Gene Ontology annotation, biological process: transmembrane transport. Gene Ontology annotation, cellular component: plasma membrane. Gene Ontology annotation, molecular function: ABC-type transporter activity; ATP binding.
UCAUGUGGUGUGAUAGGACCCUCCAGCGUGCGGCUCUAUCGAGGCGGAUUCUCAGCCGGAGCCGAGCACCAGAACUGAUGCCAAAUAAUCAUGGAGAUUAAUAAAAAAGACGGAACCGACAACCCGCUAUCCUCUGCCAGCUGUUUAUCAAAACUCUUCCUGUGCUGGUUAGUCCCGUUGCUGCGGCUCGGCCAGAAAAAGAGGUUGGAGGAAAAUGACAUGUACAGGGUUCUUCCAGAGGAUCAGUCCAAAGUGCUGGGAGAGGAACUACACAGAUGUUGGGACCAUGAAGUCAGAAAGGCUACGAAGGAGCUCCGGAAGCCAAAUCUCACCAGAGUUCUCAUUAAGUGCUACGGGAUGUCAUACGCAAUGGCUGGGUCGUUUACAUUUUCACUGGAAGCAAUCAAAGUUAUCCAGCCUCUUCUUCUGGGCGAAGUGAUCCUGUUCUUUGAGAAUUAUGACGAGCAGACGAGUCUGCGCAUGGUUUAUGUUUACGCAGCUGCUAUGUCCAUCUCCCCGUUCGCGCUGACCAUUCUCCAACAUCUCUACUAUUACCAUGUCCAAAGAAUAGGCAUGAGGAUCAGAGUGGCCAUGUGUCACAUGAUCUACAAGAAGGCUCUGGGCCUCAGCAGUGAAUCCAUGGGGCAAACAACCACGGGACGAAUCGUCAACCUCUUAUCAAAUGACGUCAAUCGUUUUGAUGAGAUUACACUGAAUCUGCACUACCUGUGGCUGGGACCACUGCAGGCCAUUGUGAUCAUCAUGUUACUAUGGUGCCGGGAUCGGUACCCUCGUGUCUGGUCGAGGUGUGGCAGUCCUUGCCCUCAUGAUGCCUGUGCAGACAGUGUUUGGAAAGCUCUUUGGCAUCUUCAGGAGCAAAACGGCAGUCCUUACUGACAACAGAAUCCGCAUCAUGAACGAAGUGGUGUCUGGCAUCAGGAUCAUCAAGAUGUACGCCUGGGAGAAACCCUUCUCAGCUCUGGUUACAGACGUCAGAAGGUAAGGAUGCAACG